AUGGGGGACCCAGAGGCAGCCAAGGGCGCCAAGACCUACUCAACUGGCUUUGCAGUAGAGAGAGAAGAGGAAGGACGGAGGGGUUGGAGAAAAAAGGGGGAAAUAACAGAGGGGGGCAGGGAAGGGAGUGGGUGCCCCCAAGAAGGGAGGCUCCAGAAAAGCGAAACGCAGUUUGGCAGCCCGAGGGCCGCGGGCCCCAGCGAUGGGGGGCUGGGGGAGGCCGGGGGCGGGCCCUGGACCCACGCCAGCUCCGUCUGCGCCGAGGGGGAGGGAGGGCAGGGCGGCCUGGGGGAGGGGAGCCGGGGUGAGGGCGGGACACAGACUGCGGCCGCCUGCGGCUCCGAAGCUCGGGGUCUCCGGGGGCGCGGGGACGUGGGGCCGAAGACCCCGAUCCGCAGCCUUGGCGAGGCCUCGUCCUUCACUGUACAGAUGCGAAGCUUUCAAGGACACGUCUGCACCGGCCCAGCGGGGGUGCGUGUGCGUGAGUGUGUCCGCGUGCGUGUGAGUGUGUGCGGGGGGGGGGCGUGCUGCUGCAGGGGGCGACCCCGGGCGCCCCCACCGGCACCGCUCCCGGUCCCGGCCCCGCUGCUCUCACCCCCGCGUUUUCCGGCCCCCGCGGCCCCGGCCCGGGAUCUUCGCCCGCCCCCGCCCCGCCCCCACACUGCGGCGCCGCCGCCACCGCCACCGCCGCCGCCGCCGCCCCGGCUCCCACGGCCCGCGGCGGGGGCAGGGAGGAGCCAGGCACGACGUGCCCCCCCCCCGCGCCGCCCGGCCCUCCGCGGGGAGGUGUGCCCCCCAAGUGGCACUCUCCCCACCUCCGCCGCCCCUCCCAGAUCCGCUGGCACCCCGCACCCCCAGCCACAGGUGGCCGGAGGAAGAUCGCUACGCAGCGCUCCCCGGCCCGGCCCCCCGAUCACCCCUCGGCCCGCCCCCGGGGGCCUCCCCGGUCCCCCGCCCCGCCGGGCCGAGGAGGGCCGGGAGCCGGGGGGAGGGGCGGGGGGCCGGGUCGUGCCAGGCUGCCAUUUUCUGCCGCCGCCGCGGAGCCUGCGCGGGGCCCGGCCCCCGCCCCCCUCCUCCGCUCCCUGCUCCCUGCGGGCCGCGGCGGGGGCCGAUUAUUCCGGGUCGGGGUCCGCGCCCUCCAGCGCCCCGGCCGCAGCCCGGCCCGCCGGCCCUGCCCGCAGCCCCGGCCCCGCGAGCGCCCGGCGCCGAGUUGCAGGGGUCCAGGAGCGUGCCCCGAGCCGGGCACUGCCCGCCGCCGUGCCCCCCGCCCGCCUCCCCUCCUCCCCGCCCGCCUCCGGGCCGGCCUGCCGGGCCGCCAGUAGCGGCGCUCAUUACCGUGUGGCCGGUCGGGUCGGGCCGGCCCGGCUGCGCGCCCUAGUGCCGCGGCGCCGCGUCCCGGCUCGUCCUCUGCUCUCGCCGCCGCCGCCGCCCGCGCGCCCUCCCUCCCUCCCUCCCGGCCCGCCUGCCUGCCUCGCUCGCUCGCUCCCUCCCUCCGCUCGCUGUCGCGCUCCCUCUCUCCGCCUCCUCCGCCGGGUCCCCCCCUCCCACCCCUUCUCUCCGCCUUCCUCCUUCCCUCCCUCCGGCCGCCCGCGGGCCCAGGCCUCCGCCCGCUGCUCGCCCCCCGCGGCCGCGCUGGCCCCGGCCCCGGCGCUGCGGAGCCGGCCCGGGAGGCAGCGGCGACUGGGGGGCCCCGGGGCGCCGCGGCGGGAGCGGCCUGGGCGCGCGGCCGGUCCUAGCGCCCUCGGCCCGACUUCCCGGCCUCUGCGGCCCCGCCGGGGGUCCCCGCACGCUGCGAGACGGAGGGCCGGACUCGGCAGCGCCCCGACCCUGCGCUGGGCCUGGGCGCCCCGACUCGGCCGCGCUCCCGGCCACUCCGCCGGGGGCUUCGCUGCAGCCCUCCCCUCGCGGGGCGCCCCGCUACCUGGCGCUGCCUGUGCGCUGGGUCCCCGCAUCCAGCACUGGCCGCAGGGACAGCGGCCCCUCCUCUCCCCGGGCCGGUGUCAAGUGCCUCCCCCCGGCAGCCCGCGGAGCCCCCGGCGGCCUUCGCCCUGCAGUUCUCCCGACCUCCACCAGAGCCCACUGCACUCUGCCUGCCUCAGCACUGGGGCCGGGGACAGCAGCGCCGGUCCGUCCGCGCCGCAACCCCCACCCCACCCGCCACCCCUGCCAGGUGCCGCCGCCGAGCGGAGGCCAGCCCACUCCACAGGGCCGAGGUCGGGGCGCCAGGCCCAUCCAGGACGUCCUGAAGGCUCGAGCGUCUCUAUAGGGUGA
This is a messenger RNA of Diceros bicornis minor, 2271 nucleotides long. RefSeq names its product basic proline-rich protein-like. The transcript has 3 exons. The record is from RefSeq and is a predicted model, not a curated record. Lineage: Eukaryota; Metazoa; Chordata; Mammalia; Perissodactyla; Rhinocerotidae. The coding region runs from base 1 to 2271 and encodes 756 amino acids.